AUGGCAAGGCAGGGAACAGACUGCCCAGCGUGUGCAGAGGUGAAGGGAUCCAAGAUUCGAUCCGUCAAUGGAGAGCCAUGGAGAGCCGUCACAAGUGAGCACCUGCUACAGCUGUCGUGUGAGCAGUGUGAAGGACUCUUCGCAGAGGACGCAGAAGGUGCCCGUGCGCUUCUUCAGCAAACGGUGGCAGCUGAUCCGUUGCAAAGGGAGUUUCAACAGGAGGUGCUAGUGGACCUUUUUGAAGAUUUGAUGACCUAUGCCAAGACCAUCUGCUUGACAUCUCGGAAGACUUCGGUUUUUGUCCAGAUUCUAAAGCAGCUCUUGGACAUGAUGCAUCGCAAGUCUGAAACCUCGCGACGCUUUGGUGAAACUACCUCCAUCUACGAGUGUUUCCAAGCGUACAAGAGGAUGCUUGUGGCACACAGCCAUGCAGCCUUCGCAACGGCGUCCUCGUCCUCGCAGGAUGGAGAUCCCUCCAUGGCGACGCUGGGGGUCUUCCGCUCGGCGGAUGUGCGAUUGCUCACCGACUUUGUCACAGGAGCUUUGUUCCAGCAAUUCCUCCUGUACCAAUGUGUCCUGAUUUGUCCACAGGACUCGGUAACAUCUUACACAGAGGUGGAGCUUCUUCAGCCAUUACCCCCACCAGACCUCAAGAAAGCUGUGUCUAAAAAGAAGGCAGCCCAGGCAAAAGCAGGGCAUGCCAAAAAAGCCUAUGCAGCAAGGUCCAAAGGGACGACCUACACGGAGGUCUCACCGGAGGACGCAGAGGCGGAAACCGAAGGUGUUUCCUUGGAUCAAACCUUCUCGCAGUUCCCUAAGGACUUGACCAUCGAUGAACAUCAUGAAGAGAGUACCAAAGCGGCUGAGGCCACUGCCAAGACCAGCAUCCGACGUCAUGACAAGGACUUAACCCAGCCGUCCUGA
Messenger RNA from Cladocopium goreaui, 924 nucleotides. NCBI's taxonomy places the organism in Eukaryota, Dinophyceae, Suessiales, Symbiodiniaceae. The record is from the annotation of a GenBank genome assembly.